UACAGCUGCGAAGGCUGCCAAGGAUUUGAAUGGCCUUCUAGUCGAUGGGAGACCCAUGAAGAUCGAGGUUGUCGUUGAUGCCUCCCACGCGCCCGAUGUCGCUGCUCCCAAGUCCCUUGGUGAGCGUGUCGCUCAAACCAAGCCCAAGCCCAAGCCUGCUACUGCCAACAAGGCCGCUACUAACGCCCAGGGACGUGGUCGCCGUGGUGCGCGUAAGAACGGCCGCACUCCCAACCGCCCCAAGCCUAAGACUGUCGAGGAGCUUGAUGCCGAGAUGGUUGACUACUUCGCUACCACCGAUAACACCGGCCCUGCUGAGGGUAGCGCUCAGACGAACGGAGCCCCUCAGCAGCAACAGGCUGCCGCCGUUGGUGAGGACCUUGGCAUGGCUGAGAUCUCUGUAAUAAAUGAUCCACGAUACACCUUCAUCCGUGAACACAAUGUGAAGUUGUCGUCCAAUGCCUUCGCCACCUGGCCACACUCUUUGCGCACUCGGGGUCUGCCGGUUGGAUUCGAGUUGAAUUCCCCUUAACACUUUUAUCCCUUUCCUCUUUUGUUUCUCCUUCUGCCUUUCGGACUAUGUUGCUCGCGGUUUGCUUUUUUUUGCCUCCACUCGCCUCCACUUCCCUCUCAUCUUUGUCCUUGUUUUUAUUUUCACUUUUUUUUCACUACGUUUAGGGAUUUUCGGUGGUGGGAAGAUCGGGGUCUGUUAUCUGUAUCUAAUAAAGA
Molecule: messenger RNA, 729 nt
Organism: Aspergillus uvarum CBS 121591
Lineage: Eukaryota; Fungi; Ascomycota; Eurotiomycetes; Eurotiales; Aspergillaceae
Product: putative RNA annealing protein Yra1
Exons: 4
Source: RefSeq, a predicted model, not a curated record